Messenger RNA from Monopterus albus (swamp eel), 332 nucleotides. RefSeq names its product putative polypeptide N-acetylgalactosaminyltransferase-like protein 3. The record is from RefSeq and is a predicted model, not a curated record. Gene Ontology annotation, biological process: protein O-linked glycosylation. Lineage: Eukaryota; Metazoa; Chordata; Actinopteri; Synbranchiformes; Synbranchidae. The transcript has 2 exons. The annotation marks the transcript as partial. Gene Ontology annotation, cellular component: Golgi apparatus. Gene Ontology annotation, molecular function: polypeptide N-acetylgalactosaminyltransferase activity.
AGUUUUUUUUUGUUCUUCCCCUUCACAGGUCUCCCGCCAUGAUUGGCUGCUCCUUCGUAGCAAACCGCAACUACUUUGGCAAGCUUGGCCUGUUCGACUCUGGGAUGGAUGUCUAUGGAGGAGAGAACAUCGAACUGGGCAUCAGGGUGUGGCUGUGUGGGGGCAGCAUGGAGGUGCUGCCUUGCUCCAGGGUUGCUCACAUGGAACGGUUGAAGAAACCCUACAACAGUAACAUAUCUUUCCACACACGGCGUAAUGCUCUGCGUGUGGCUGAGGUCUGGAUGGAUGAGUACAAGUCCAACGUCUACCUGGCCUGGAACCUCCCCAUGGAG